CUGAAACAGAAGUUUCCUUUUUUUCUUGUUAUUUGAUUUCCGUAAGAAAGAGAAGCAACAAAGGAGAAAAGCCAAAGUAUAAGCCUCUAGAAUGUUGAUGAGAAACAGUAGUACACAAAGAAUUGUGGCUAAUUUGUUUUGAUAUUGAAUCAUUGGGGUGUGUGCAAUGAAGUGUUUUUACUACUUCAAAGACAAAUCCAGGAGUAGUAAACAAAGAUCAGCACCUGAACUGAAAGAGCAAGAGAAACACCAGUUUUCAGGAGGUGAAAGGGUAACCAAGUCUUCAUGUUCAUCAUCUGCCUCACCUCGUGGGAUACCAGAAAUGUAUGAGGAGAAGGCUCAUAAUUUGAGGGUCUUCUCCUUAACAGAGCUCAAGCGUGCAACAAGUGAUUUCAGCAGGCUUCUUAAGCUAGGAGAAGGUGGAUUUGGAACUGUGUAUAAAGGUUCAAUAAAGCCUGUUGAUGGGAAUGGUUAUCCUGUUUUGGUUGCCAUCAAAAGGCUUAACAAGGAUGCAUUGCAGGGUCAUAAGCAAUGGUUGACUGAAGUUCAGUUUCUUGGUGUUGUGGAGCAUCCAAAUCUUGUCAAGCUUAUUGGAUACUGUGCUUUGGAUGGUGAAAGAGGGAUCCAGAGACUACUUGUGUAUGAAUACAUGCCAAAUCAAAGCUUAGAAUUUCAUCUUUUCAAUAAAGCAUAUGAUCCUCUGCCUUGGAAAACAAGACUUGAAAUAGCACUUGGAGCAGCUCAAGGGUUAUCCUAUCUGCAUGAAGAAUUAGAAAUUCAGGUGAUAUAUCGAGAUUUUAAAUCUUCAAAUGUAUUACUGGAUGAGAAUUUUAAGCCAAAACUUUCUGAUUUCGGACUUGCUAGGGAGGGACCAGUAGCUGGGGAUACUCAUGUUUCAACUGCUGUGAUGGGGACAAAUGGUUAUGCUGCUCCAGAUUACAUUGAGACAGGGCAUCUAACAGCCAAGAGUGAUGUGUGGAGUUUUGGUGUGGUACUAUAUGAAAUGCUUACUGGCAGGCGUUCAUUGGAAAGAAACAGACCAAAAAUGGAGCAGAAACUUGUAGAAUGGGUGAAGCAAUAUCCUCCUGAUAACAAAAGGUUUUGCUUGAUAAUGGAUCCAAGACUUGAAGGACAAUAUCCCAUUAAUGGAGCAAGAAAACUAGCCAAGCUUGCGGAUCAUUGCCUGCGUAAGAGUGCAAAAGAUAGGCCAACAAUGAGUCAGGUGGUAGAGAGAUUAAAGCAGAUUAUAAUGCAAGCUUCUGAUGAAGAAUACCCUGCAGAAAAAAGUCUUGAGGUAUCUGAGAAUGAUCCACUUGAGCCUGAAGAAAAGCCUAAUCAAUCUUCCUCUUCAGAAUUAUGGAAAAAGAGGAUGGAACAUCUUGCAAAACUUGGUGAGCAUGUGGAGAGUGCAAGUAGAAGAAGAUUUAUGAUCCUACAAAGAACCAAUGUGCCGACAUAGUUUCAUCUGGGCAAUGAUGUGAUAUACACAAAUCAGGAAAAUUUAUGUAAUAGAUGUAUAGAAUAGUGAACAUCACUACAUAGCCAAUGAUCUUCUUUUUGUUGAGUGGCCAUAUAUUUUGUUUCAUAUCAAUGGGAUCUAUAU
This is a messenger RNA of Gastrolobium bilobum, 1603 nucleotides long. Its product is annotated as probable serine/threonine-protein kinase PBL19. Gene Ontology annotation, biological process: protein phosphorylation. Bases 167 to 1459 code for a protein of 430 amino acids. NCBI's taxonomy places the organism in Eukaryota, Viridiplantae, Streptophyta, Magnoliopsida, Fabales, Fabaceae. Gene Ontology annotation, molecular function: ATP binding; protein kinase activity. The transcript is spliced from 5 exons. The record is from RefSeq and is a predicted model, not a curated record.